Apodemus sylvaticus (European woodmouse) is the source of this 9079-nucleotide messenger RNA. RefSeq names its product BTB domain and CNC homolog 2 (gene Bach2). The coding region runs from base 892 to 3411 and encodes 839 amino acids. NCBI's taxonomy places the organism in Eukaryota, Metazoa, Chordata, Mammalia, Rodentia, Muridae. Gene Ontology annotation, biological process: regulation of transcription by RNA polymerase II. Gene Ontology annotation, molecular function: protein binding; RNA polymerase II cis-regulatory region sequence-specific DNA binding; DNA-binding transcription factor activity, RNA polymerase II-specific. The transcript is spliced from 8 exons. The record is from RefSeq and is a predicted model, not a curated record.
CACUCACCCGGCGUACGGCGCCCCAGCGGCCGGGGAGGUGCGCUGCCCCGCUCCCGUAAAGUUAUUGUGAAUGGGGAGCGGGUGACGUCAGCGCCGAAUGUCAACAAUGUAGCGAUUGAGAGUGUGGGCGUUCCGGGAGAGCGCGAGCCGCGCGGCGCAGCCAGCAGCCCCGCCGCCGCCGCCUCAGCAGCAGCCCCGCGGCCGCGCACCGGGCUGCGGUCGCCCCUGCGCCCCGCUUCGCCCGCCGCCCCUCCCUCGCGGCCCGCCCCCCGUCGCCCCCGCCGCGCGCUCCGCUCCCCUCCCCCUUCCCGGACUCGGGGGGCUGCGAGCGAGCGAGCUGCCAUGUGAUGCACAUCCCCUCCGCCUGCUCUCGGUGACCCCAGGACCGCCCACCACGCCGGCGGCCGGGAGGGGGCUGCGGGCUAGGAAGACGCGGGCAGGACCGGCGCAGGAGGACGAAAGUUCCCGGGAAGCUGUCUGCUUCAAGAAGCGAGGGUUCUGAAACAAGAAGGAUCUUCAGGAGCUGCUGCACACUGUGACAUGUCUAAUCCCUUGCGCCCAUCCCUGCAGCAUGAACAAGGUGGACACUCACUGACCUAUCACAAGAUUGCCUCACCGAGUUUUGGGGUCCAUGUCUGAAUGGAUUGCUGUAGCCUUCUUCUCGUCUCUUCCUCUGCCCAGUUCCCGGCAUCCUAAGACUCGAAGCCAGGACAGGACCUGGGGAAAUUAUAUCUCCUCCACGGCCAUGCUGAUCCCAGGGUAUCAGUAUUCCAAGACAUCACCCCACUAGGCUUGGUCACACUAACCGCCAUCUGAACUCUCAGCUGAGGACCUGUGCGACUGUCAUCUUCUAAGAGCUGGCGCUGUUGAGUUUGAGGUGGUUUGAACGGCAUGUCUGUGGAUGAGAAGCCUGACUCCCCCAUGUAUGUGUAUGAGUCCACAGUCCACUGUGCCAACAUCCUCCUGGGCCUCAAUGACCAACGGAAGAAGGACAUUCUCUGUGACGUGACGCUGAUUGUGGAGAGGAAGGAAUUCCGAGCCCACCGGGCUGUGCUGGCCGCGUGCAGUGAAUACUUCUGGCAAGCGCUGGUUGGUCAGACGAAAGAUGACUUGGUGGUCAGCUUGCCUGAGGAGGUCACGGCCAGGGGCUUCGGGCCACUGCUGCAGUUUGCCUACACUGCCAAGCUGUUACUCAGCAGAGAGAACAUCCGUGAGGUCAUCCGCUGUGCCGAGUUCCUGCGCAUGCACAACCUGGAGGACUCCUGCUUCAGCUUCCUGCAGACCCAGCUCCUGAGCAGGGAGGAUGGCCUGUUUGUAUGCCGAAAGGACAGUGCAUGCCAGCGCCCCCAAGAGGACCAUGGGAACUCGGCAGGAGAAGAGGAGGAAGAAGAAGAGACGAUGGACUCAGAGACAGCCAGGAUGGCUUGUGCCACAGACCAGAUGCUCCCAGACCCCAUCAGUUUUGAGGCCACUGCCAUCCCUGUAGCAGAGAAAGAUGAAGCCUUGCUCCCUGAGUCUGAGGUACCCACAGACACCAAGGAAAACUCAGAAAAGGGUGCAUUGACACAGUACCCUAGAUAUAAGAAGUACCAGCUUGCAUGUACCAAGAAUGUCUACAGUGCGCCCUCACACGGUACCUCAGGGUUUGCAAGCACAUUCAGUGAAGACAGUCCUGGCAAUAGCCUCAAGCCAGGGCUCUCCAUGGGACAAAUUAAAAGUGAGCCGCCCAACGAGGACGCCGAGGAGGAGAGCAUCACACUCUGCCUGUCAGGAGAUGAGACUGACAUCAAAGACAGACCUGGAGAUGUCGAGAUGGACCGAAAACAGCCCAGCCCCGCCCCUGCCCCCAGUACCCCUACUGGAGCCACCUGCCUGGACAGAUCCAGAAGUGUGUCCUCACCUUCCUGUCUGCGGUCUCUGUUCGGUAUAACGAAAGGUGUGGAGUCGACUGGCCUGCCCAGUACAUCUCAGCAACACUUUGUCAGGAGUUCAGCGUGCCCUUUUAACAAGGGGAUCUCUCAGGGUGACCUUAAAACUGAUUAUACCCCUUUGGCAGGGAAUUACGGACAGCCCCACGUGGGCCAGAAGGAUGUGUCCAACUUCGCAACGGGGUCGCCCCUCAGGGGGCCUGGGCCGGAGACUCUCUGUAAGCAGGAGGGAGAGCUGGACCGCAGGAGCGUCAUCUUCUCCGCCAGCGCAUGUGACCAACCGAACACUCCGGCGCAUUCAUAUUCCGCAGUGAGCAAUUUGGACAAAGACCUCUCGGAGCCGGUGCCAAAAAGUCUAUGGGUGGGAGCUGGCCAGUCCCUCCCCAGCUCCCAGGCCUACUCCCACAGCGGACUGAUGGCCGACCACUUGCCAGGAAGGAUACGGCCCAACACCAGCUGCCCGGUGCCAAUCAAAGUAUGUCCUCGCUCACCUCCGCUGGAGACCAGAACCAGGACCUCCAGCUCCUGCUCGUCCUAUUCCUACGCGGAGGACGGGAGCGGGGGCUCGCCCUGCAGCCUGCCUCUCUGUGAGUUCUCCUCGUCACCCUGUUCCCAGGGAGCCAGAUUCCUUGCCACGGAACAUCAGGAACCAGGCCUGAUGGGAGAUGGAAUGUACAACCAAGUCCGACCCCAAAUUAAAUGUGAGCAGUCUUACGGAACCAAUUCCAGUGACGAAUCUGGAUCGUUCUCGGAAGCAGACAGUGAGUCCUGUCCUGUGCAGGACAGGGGCCAGGAGGUUAAACUUCCUUUUCCUGUCGAUCAGAUCACAGACCUUCCCAGGAAUGACUUCCAGAUGAUGAUUAAAAUGCACAAACUAACCUCAGAACAGUUGGAGUUCAUUCACGACAUCCGGAGGCGUAGUAAGAACCGCAUUGCGGCCCAGCGCUGUCGAAAGAGGAAACUGGACUGUAUUCAGAAUUUGGAAUGUGAAAUACGAAAACUGGUGUGCGAGAAAGAAAAGCUGUUGUCAGAGAGGAAUCAACUGGAAGCGUGUAUGGGGGAGCUACUGGACAACUUCUCCUGCCUCUCCCAGGAGGUCUGUCGGGACAUCCAGAGCCCCGAGCAGAUCCAGGCCCUGCAUCGGUACUGCCCUGUUCUCAUACCCAUGGAUCUUCCUGCAGCCAGUGUUAACCCUCCUCCUUUGGGGGUCGAGCAGAGCCUUGCACCCUCCCAGUGUGCAGUAGGAGGGAGUGUACCCUGCUGCCUGGAGCCAGGGGGGGCUCCCCCUGGGCGCCCCUGGGUGCCCAGCAACACCUCUGAGAAUUGUACCUCUGGGAGGAGGUUGGAAGGCAGUGACCCUGGAACCUUCUCAGAAAGAGGACCUCCUCUAGAAGCCAGGAGCCAGUCAGUGACGGUAGACUUCUGCCAGGAAAUGACCGAGAAGUGUACAACGGACGAACAGCCCAGGAAAGAUUCCGCCUAGCCAGCUCUGCCCCUCCCCCAGCCCGCCCCGGGGGUCUUCAUGCCUCUCCCAUCUAUUCCGCCAGCCGAUGGCGCUGUUCAUCCGUGUCUUGAAGAACCAAGAACGAAUUUGGUGCACACUACAGCAGUCUUUGCAGCAAUACUGUUUCAAAGUAUUCCCUCCUCUCUCUAAGCAGGAGUGCUAGUUACCUUCAUAAUGGUGCUACCCUUGCCCUGGCAAGGAAGACAGCGGUGUCGACACUGUCUGUCUGGGAUAACUGCAAACUUCACAGGGAUAGACUACCCCUCUAGGACCCAACCACGGAUUUUUUUUCUCAGUGGCCCAUGUCACAAACCCUAUCUCAGGAAUUUCUUCUGAAUGUUCAAUUUUUUUCAUUGAAGACAGCUUCUAUACACAUCAAAGUUUUAUAGCUAUACUGUGUACAUAGUAUAUAUAAUAUAUAUGAAAUAUAUAUCCAUAUGCAAAAGUCCUGCAUGCCUCAGUUUUCUCAUCCCUGAAACUGGAAACUUCUUGUAUCAUUUACAAACAGGUUCCAACAUUCCUCUUUUUGUGUCUGAUGCCAGAACUGGUUUUGUAACGGUUAACACAGUUGUUUUCCUUGUUGCACAAUUCGGUUUCAAUCUGUACUUACUUACAGACAAAAUUCAUUGUUGGAAGUUUCUUCUCGAGGUUCAAUCUCAGACCUUUUGCUUCUGUUGGUUUGGUUCCGGCGCCGUCGACUGGUGUCACAUGAGCAUUGUGGGUCUCUUCUCUCCUUCUUGUGUUUUCCCCUUGUCUCUGCGGAUACUGUACAGCACUGGUCAACUUCGCCACUUGCACUGAGUUUUGAGUCAAACCUAUUUUCUUAAAUGAAGUUGUAACUUCAGUAUAACUCAAGUAUAUUGUAUAUUCUUUGCUUUUAGUUUAAAAAAAGUAAAACAUUUUAGCUAAUUAAAAAGCACUCAGGUGAUAAUUAUGUAGGGAAAAAAAAAAAACAAUCUUGCCAAAUAAUGAACCCAUCCUAGGAUGUGUAGACAAUAAUCUGUUUGACUAUUUUUGUAGCUCCCUUGCUCCCCAUCUUUCCCCAAGUAACGCUGAAGUGCAGAUAAUUCAGAGCUGACACUGGAUGUUCAAUUCCUACGAGGGGAAAGAGUUUGGAUGGCUCGAAGGACUACAUAUCAAAAGAACGGGAGGAGCCCACGGGCACUGGUGAAGAGAAAGCAAGGGAGAACUGGCUCCUUACCCAGGGAGGAACACCCUUCACUUCCGCAUUUCUUUCUGGCCUCUGAUUACACUUGUGCCCAGAAAUGCCAUGUGGUAGGACCUGCUUCUUUGAAGGGCACAGCUAACCAACCACCCAGCUUUUCUGCCCAGGCCCGGCCUCCAGCACAUCUUAAGACCUGAGGGGAUUUGAAUGACAACCUCAGCUUUUAAGUGGCAGCCCCCUGGAUUAACUGAGCUCCCGGAGAGUAGGCCAGAACAUGGCAGAAUGGCGCCCGGGAUCCAUGCGGACAUAGGCUAAAGCAUUCUUUCUUCCUCUCAUUCUUCAAAUGCCCUCUGUACUCUGAGGUUUUGUUCUGCACCCCUCCCCCCUCAAGUCUCUUGUCUGAAAGCUGCUUCAUUCAAGGCAUUGGACAGAUACCCUAGGAGCCCUCUGCCCUCUUCCCAAGCCCUCUGCCCUCACCCCUACCUUUCUCCAUCCCCAGGUCAUAGUCUGCUUCCCUUGCUAAAAACUAGUUGGUUUGCAAAUCUAGAGAGCAGCUUCUUUGGCCCUAGGGUAUCCUGGUCCAGGCCACAUUUAUAGAAAGGCAUGCCCUGAGCAAUCAGCUCCCUCCUCCCGAGUGGUCUCUCUCCCUCCUAGUGUUCAGCAGCCUGGAGAUCACUCCAGCUGUGCAAGGUUGUCCAGAAAAGUCUGGUGUUGGGAUAGGGUAGAGGGUAGUGGGGUCUACAUGGAUGGGUGACUUUGCUUCUUCAUCCGCGCCAUUGUUUUGGACAAUGUUAAAGCUGCAUGUAAAGGGGGAAAGUAAUGUAUGGCUAGUAGGCAAAAGUGAAACCCUAGUAACGUAGGUUCUAGUAGAAUUAACUUCUUUCUGUACCCGUAGGAGUGCUAAGUGUUCAAGUAUGGACGAAUGCCAGAAGUUGUUGAUUCAUGCAGUAGAAUUUAAGGGGAAAUUUACUUCUUUUAAAAUAGAUCCAUUUUUAAAACCUGCCUCUGGGUUUUGAGGUGUGUGUGUGUGUGUGUGUGUGUACAGAUUUUGAUACAGCUGUGUUGGAGCUGCCAUCUUUGUUAUACCAUUCCUGGUCUAGUCUAACAGUUUCCUUCACCAGGAGGCAUGUGUUCGUGAAAAGCUGAUAAAGCUGGCCUUUAGCUCCAUGUGAAUUGUGUGACGCUCACAGCUGCCUAGCACGGUGCAGGAGUCAACAGACAGUAUUUUUUUUUUUUUUUUUGGAUUCUCAUAUUGCCUUUUUAAGUGACCUCUUCUAAAGAAACAAAAAAGGCUUGUCUUCUGCUCAGGCCAUCACCAGUGCGGAGAAGACUCUCUGCCUGCUUCAUGUUGUCCCAGCUCACGGGCAGCUGGAAGUCUUGCCACAUUCCACAGUUUACCCCCUAAGUUUAUGUUGCCAGUAGCUCAGACCCAUGGCAGCUGUUUCCAGGGUGGGGGUUAGGGGGUUGCGGGGUUAGGAGGUCAGGUCUCCUCGUUUCUCUCUACCCCAACUCAGCCCUCAUCUUCCUCAUUUUCUUUUCCUCUUCUUCCUCCCCAUCUGUGCCAUGGGAACUAGCAUUUUCAAGUGACUCUUAAAAACUCCUAUUUCUUUGGUAUUUUUAACAAGUAAUUUCAUUGAGUAUCCACCAGGAACAGCAACCGGCUUUGUGUAAUUACUCAUGGGACAUUUCCGUGUCUUUGACUGUUCCAAACCAUUGCUUAUCAAAAUUGUUUCUCAGAUGAUUCAAAGGGAGGGUUCACUGGGGACCAAAAUCUAAAUUCUUCAAGUCCCCAGUUGGGGAAUUCAGAAGUCCCCAAUCUGUCCUUCCUUGGGAUCCCUAGGUCAACCUCUUUCCCUCUAUAGAAAAGAGAAGAGAUGGGAAGUGAGAAGAAUCUUUGCCUUUUAGGGGGACAUUUAGUUGUGUGUUUGAAGGUCUUUUCUUUCUAAGAUACAGGACACUCCAGUCAUAGGACCGACACGACAGCUUGGUUGGGUCUCCCAGAGGCUGGGGUGUGAAUGGUUCAUGGCCCAGAGCUAGCACAGGUGACUCCCAUCCAAACCCAGCCGCCCCCAGCAGCCCCUGUCCUCCCGAGUCUCUGAACAGCCUCCGUCAGGUUGCCCAGGCUGUAGGAAAAUGCGUACUGGCCGAGCGUGUUCGUGUUUGCGUAAUCUGAGGGUGCCUUGAAUAAAGUCAAACUUCAUAACUUACUGAUUCUGCAACAAAGCAGUUUCAAAAAACUUUUUUCUAAAGUUGGCAAAGUUACUAGGCCAUCCUUCCACUUCUCCCAGGUUCCCAAACAAUGACUCAGGCAUCGGGGUGGAUGCUGCAGUAGAAAAACGUUAUUUUUAUGUCAUACGAGUAAUUUAUUGACUGUCUUUCUCAAGGUAUGCUGCUUUUUAAUCAUGCACUAUAAUUUUGGAUGUAAUCCUUGCAUUGCUUUUCCAAGGACGUUUAAAACCAGCUAAUAACUAGCGUGCUAACUGCCUCUCCUCCUUAAAGGCGCUCCUGAGCAGCCGCAGGCCCUGAUGAAGGGCUGGCUAAAGCCUACACAUUAUGAUGCCACUGAAGAAGAAAAAGACAAGGCAGACAAUGGUUUGAAAGUAGAAACCUUUUCAGAAAUCGCCCAAGUCUUGCCCCGGGAGGCUACUCUACAUCCUGUGGAACAAAUAGUCCUCCAAAAUGACUCUGUCUGUCCCGCCCCUUACAGUCUGUACUGGAUGUACAUGUUCCUACACACCACAGCCCUGUUUAAACUAGGAGCUGUUGCCAAUGGCUUCAAACUGCUCCACUAGUGCUGACAGUGCAGGAGAAUCUCAGAUCUAGAAGAGAGCAAGAAUCAAGCUUUGUCCUCAGAUCUCUCUCUCCCUCUAUCCUCCCUACUCUCCACCUCCCUCCCUCCCCCUCUCUCUUUCACACACACACACACCAGACUAAAGGAAAGGAUUAUUUUAAAAGAAUGAAGCUCUUUGUUGUAUCAUUAGUAUUUACUUGAGGAUUUUGUUGCAGAUUCCAUUUCUGGCAAGUCAGUCUGAAAUGCCUCUGUGGGGUUGGUAUUCAUAAAGGAAGUCUGUGCAUGGAGAUAUUUUGUGUUCAAAAUGUAUCAUACUGCCCGAGCCAUCUUGCAACCCAAGUGUCCAAGACUGAUGCUGUAGCAUAGGAUAUAUUUGUGCAUAAUGGUGUGUGCAAAUAGUACUUGUACAUUGAAGAGACUUGUCAUAGCAGAUCAAAGGUAAAUUAUUCAAAUGAUGGUGCAGAAACAUUACUUGCAAAGUAAUUGUAUAGUAUUUUGCUACACUCCACCCUGGGAGAUCAUAUUUAUAACAAGUGAAUUAAUCGUGCAUUUUAAUUGUAAUAGGAAAUGAUGCCACCAUUUCGUGGAGCGUAUCCCACUUGGUUGCAGAGGCCCAACUUUCAUAGCUUUGGUUUAAUGUUGUGGCAUGGUGUACACAUUUCUCUCUCAAGCAAUGGAUAAACUCUUGGCUGUCAUUUUCAUUCCAGUUUCUUGACCUCAGAUAAAACAAUGGCUAUUCAUGAAAGUGUAUUCAAGACCACUCAUUUCAGGUAGACUCACACUCAGUGCCAAACGCUCCCAUGGGAAUGAUCAGACACCUGUAUCAGGAAAGAGUGAAGGGACUUGAACAAAAAAAAAAAAAAUGGGUUUUCCUAAAGAUGGGUGCUAAACUUCUACCAAACAUGUCUCUGGGGACAAAGAGUUGGCCUCCACUUGGGUCCUAACAAUGUAUUUUGGCUGUGGCAGCGCUGGGAUGCCCAUUCACACUCUGACACAAGAGCCUGGCACUUGUAACGCAUUAUCAGGAAGAUUGCAGAUGCGUGUGGGAGCUUCGGGUACCCGUUAGACACGGUGAGCCGCCCAAGGCGAGAGGGCCUGUGAGAGUCUGUUCCAGAACCAGUCCGAUGCAAGUGCACCUCUAAUACAUGCCUUACAAACUCCAGAGGCCAUAUGCAAAACAGGGUCUUCUCAGUGUAUGCAAGGGGCUCCGGCCCUCGUCUCCUCCUCCCCAGCUCGAACAAUACGGACAGUUUUCACACAUAUCUACCUGUAUAACCCUCCGUACCUCUCAUAACUGGUCAACGACUGUAACAGGUUACAUCAGGUGUUUUUCUACAUACUUUUUACACAGAUUCUAUGCGAUUAAUGUAACUUAAUUCAACGCAUCAUUUUAUUGUACAAGUUCUUACGCUUGGCCUUAUUUUUCCCUAAGUGAUUGUGGUUUUUCUUGUGGUUUUUCUUGUGGUUUUUCUUGUAAAGAUAUUGAGAUGGCUGUUGAUGCUUAUUCUCUGUAACUAAGAAUUUUUACCUUUUUGGGAAAAAGCAUUGCUAUGGAUUAAUGAAUUGAGACUUCAUUUACUCGUUGUAAAUACACUAUUGUGCAAAAAAAAAUCACUCAAUUGAAUUGCUAGUGUUAACUGAAUUUUGUCUAGACGCCAUUUCUGUUAAUGAAAUAAAGACAUAUCAUUCUA